This is a messenger RNA of Nicotiana attenuata, 2983 nucleotides long. RefSeq names its product putative pentatricopeptide repeat-containing protein At1g12700, mitochondrial. The transcript has 4 exons. The record is from RefSeq and is a predicted model, not a curated record. Lineage: Eukaryota; Viridiplantae; Streptophyta; Magnoliopsida; Solanales; Solanaceae. Gene Ontology annotation, molecular function: protein binding. The coding region runs from base 106 to 1902 and encodes 598 amino acids.
AUUUCUGGCCAAACCGGGGCUUAAUUUAUAUUAGGGCACACCCCGAUAGAUCAGAGCACCGGCCGGAAAAUUAGGGCACACCGCGAUUCCUUAGCCAAAUUGAAGAUGAGGAGAAUUCCUCUGCUGCAUUACUGUUCCAAUGCCAUUCGCUUUAGCUCAUGCUUUGCUAUUUCCCGUUCUGUGUCGGCAUUUACAACCAGAGAUUGUUCUUCUUCUCAUAGCAAUACAUCCAUUCCGGCAAAGGGUAAAAUUGGGGUAGCUAGCAGGUUUGAGAAUGUCAAGUGUUUAGAUGAAGCUGUGAGUCUAUUCCGUCGAAUGGUAAGAAAGCAGCCUCUUCCUUCUGUUUUUAGCUUCUCGAAAUUAUUAAAGACUAUGGUAAAUAUGAAGCAUUACUCUUCUGUUGUUUCCCUUUUUCGACAAAUGCUGAAAUCGGGUAUCCCAAUUGAUGGUUUCAUCUUGAGUAUCGCGAUCAACAAUUAUUGCCUAAUGCAUCGUUCUGACUGCGGAUUUUCGGUGUUAGCCAUUUACUUGAAGAAGGGCAUUCCAUUUAAUGUUGUCACGUUUAGCACCUUACUAAGGGGACUCUUUGCGGAAAUGAAGAUAAAAGAUGCAGUUAACUUGUUCAAAAAGUUGGUGAGAGAGAAUAUUUGUGAGCCUGACGCAUUCAUAUAUUCAACUGUCAUGAAUGGGCUUAGCAAAAGAGGUCAUACUCAAAAAACUUUCGAUUUGUUUAGGGUAAUGGAACAAGGAAGCACUAAGCCCAAUGCAUACAUCUAUAGCAUUGUUAUAGAUGCCCUAUGCAAAGAUAGAAUGUUAGAUGCCGCAAUUAGCCUUUUUGAAGAAAUGAAACAAAAAGGUAUUCCUCCAAACGUUGUCACAUAUAAUUCAUUGAUUGAUGGUUUCUGUAAGCUUGGUCAGUGGGAAGAGGUUAGGACUUUGUUCUUCGAAAUGGUAAAUCUUAAUAUUUAUCCAGAUGUCUGCACCUUGACCAUAGUGACAGAUGGACUUUGCAAAGAAGGGAAAGUUGAAGAUGCUGAAGAGAUAAUGAGACACCUAAUUGGAAAAGGUGUAGAGCCAAAUGUGGUCACCUACAAUGUGAUAAUUGACGGAUAUUGCUUGCGCGGCCAAAUGGAUAGAGCAAGGAGACUUUUUGAUUCCAUGAUAGAUAAGAGCAUUGAGCCUACCAUUAUUAGCUAUAACAUAUUAAUAAAUGGAUACUGUAAGAAAAAGAAAUUGGAUGAGGCCAUGCAUUUUUUUCAUGAAAUUUCUCGAAAUGGAUUGAAAUUUAGCAAUGUUACCUACAAUACUAUCUUACAAGGUCUAUUUGAAGUUGGAAGAACUGACAUUGUGCAAAAAUUCUUUGCUGAUAUGCUUUCUAUGGGGCUCAGACCUGAUUUAUGCACUCAUCGCAUUUUGCUCCGUGGUUAUUUUCAGAAUGGACUAGUUGAAAAAGCUAUGUCUCUAUUUCAUGACUUGGAAAGAAAUAGAGAAGAUAUUGAUAUUGAAUUUUACACUAUUAUUAUUGACGGAUUGUGCAAAAAUGGUCAGUUCGACAAAGCUCAUGCUAUUUUUGAGAAGCUUUCUUUGAUUGGAUUGUUUCCCAAUGUGAUUACAUACACUACAAUAAUUAAUGGACUAUGUCUAGAAGGGUUGUUAGAUGAAGCUAAAGAUAUGCUAAGAAAAAUGGAGCACAAUGGUUGUUCACCAAACAACUGCACUUACAAUGUUAUUGUGCAAGGAUUUCUCAAGUGUGGCAAAAUUAGUGAAAUGAUCACUUUUUUGAAGGAAAUGAGUGGAAGGGACUUCCCGUUUGAUGCAAGUACUGUAGAGUUACUAAUAGACGUUUCAGCAAAGGAUCCUUCUUUGCUUAACAUGAUACCACAAUUUCACUCGGGAAGUUAGAAGUGAAUAUUUAUUUCACUUGUUAUCAAUAUGAUGUAAUUUCCUUUUGCCUUGGCCAAAGAAAUCGCAUCCAAUGGAAUGGCAGAAGCUGAAAGCAUGCAAUUAGAACAUUGCUUAAGCUUUCCAACCUAGCUUAUUAAAGAGAGCUGACGUGACACCAUUGAGAGCUCCAGGUCAGCUGAGAAGCUAAUUUCCGUGUUACGCGAGAGAGUGAAUUAUGGUGCUGGCAUUCGUCCUGGAUUUACGACAUCCGGGAUUCCAUCCACCGAUGAAAUUGCUGACAGAAUCAAGAAGAUGCUUGCAGGAUACCAAUAUACUCUGGUUUAACCCUGAUUGUGGCCUGAAGAAUCGCAAGUAUGCUGAAGUUAAGCCGUGCUCUCAGCAGUGGCUGGUGAAUUGUUCAAUGGUCCUCCUGGAGCAUACUGGACUGCAGAGGAAGCAGAAGAUUAUGUUUCACAUCUUGCAUUAAUGACACCUGCAACAGUUUCCUUGCAAAAGAAAAUGAAGAAGCAUUUAUCACCCUUUUCCCAAAUUUAUCCUUCCUACUCAAGUGUAGAAAUUGAAGGAGAAGUCUUUCAUGAAGAUGCUGCAAAGUCCAAGAAACAGGCAGAAGAAAUGCUGGCAAGGUCGCUUAUAUAGCUUUAACAAAAUGCAACUGUUUCCCUCAGGACUUGGAAGAUGAAAUCUCCAAUACCAAACCUUUCAUGGAAACUACGGAAACUAAAUCUCCAAAACAGUCCACAGGUGCAGAAAUGGCUACUACAUCUGCCUAGAGGAACUAAAUCCUUAGCUGCAACGACACCAUCACAUCUCUCUCUCUCUCUCUCUCUCUCCCCCUCUCAUAUGUUGAAAUCUAAUUAGCUGCUCCAUACCAGACAAUUUUUACCUGCUAAAAUUGAGCUUAUUUUACUUUGUAGAAACAUUGCCAAGUCAGUUAAUCUUUCUACACUUGUACUAGUGACAAGUCAUUGCACAAUGUACUUUCAUAUAGUUUUGGAUUAGAAAUCCAAUAAACAAUGAUCAUCAGAGUACAUUCUCUGCUAAAUAGCUGCUCAACCGCGCAGUUUAUUUCUUAUUAAUC